Gossypium raimondii (Peruvian cotton) is the source of this 462-nucleotide messenger RNA. Its product is annotated as NADH--cytochrome b5 reductase 1-like. Lineage: Eukaryota; Viridiplantae; Streptophyta; Magnoliopsida; Malvales; Malvaceae. The record is from RefSeq and is a predicted model, not a curated record. The transcript has 4 exons. Gene Ontology annotation, biological process: electron transport chain. Gene Ontology annotation, molecular function: cytochrome-b5 reductase activity, acting on NAD(P)H. The coding region runs from base 1 to 462 and encodes 153 amino acids.
AUGGAUUUGGAAUUCUUGCAAUCUAUGGAUAUUCAGAUUCUUGUUGGUGUAGCUGUAGCUACUUUAGCCAUUGUUGUUAGUGCUGUUUAUUUGUUUGCCUCUACGAAAUCCAAAGGCUGUCUAGAUCUAGAGAAUUUCAAAGAGUUUAAACUUGUGAAGCGCCAACAGCUGAGCCAUAAUGUGGCGAAGUUCACAUUUGAACUUCCUACACCUACUUCAUUUUUGGGUCUUCCCAUUGGACAUUAUAUAAGUUGCAGGAUUUUUACUCUGGACGUUGGUACGUCCGGAGGCGGUCAAGUUGUUGGCGCAGUUGCCAGGGAGGCACCAAGGUCUAUCACAACAUGGGAAAAACUUGUAGGAAAGUUCCUACAAAAGUUCUUCCCUAUUAGCAAGACGGUCCAACUAAUAAAAGAGAUUGCAACUUUCAAGCAGCUAGAAGGAGAGAGUUUCCAUGAAGCUUAG